Hemibagrus wyckioides is the source of this 4953-nucleotide messenger RNA. RefSeq names its product RNA binding motif protein 20 (gene rbm20). Bases 277 to 3366 code for a protein of 1029 amino acids. The transcript is spliced from 14 exons. Gene Ontology annotation, biological process: regulation of RNA splicing. Gene Ontology annotation, molecular function: mRNA binding; zinc ion binding. NCBI's taxonomy places the organism in Eukaryota, Metazoa, Chordata, Actinopteri, Siluriformes, Bagridae. Gene Ontology annotation, cellular component: nucleus. The record is from RefSeq and is a predicted model, not a curated record.
CCCAAGUGGCCAAGCGACUUUCAACUCCUGCUUCCUGUCAUAUCCUUUUAGUUGCCGUUCCAAGUUUACGAGUGUAGCCUGCGCUUUGGCCAGUUCCUUCAACCUGCUGGAGUCUUUAAAGUUAAAGCGUAAAAAAGCCCUGAAGAGACUGAAGCAGACUUCGGUGGGACGGGAAUCCCACUCCGCUCGCUCACCCACCAUAUAGGGACGCCACUUCUCCUGCCGGGGUUUCUUAUCCGACUUCUUAUUCUACAGGUAAAAGACUGGCUUCCUAGCAUGAAACAGGCUUGGGACAAGAACAUUUUUGAGAAUGGGCAAAGUAAACCACAGGGAACAGUGGACCUGGCACCAUCAUUCGACCACCUCCAGAGUACUGGUUCAGGAGACAAGUUUGAUAAGAAGGUGCUUCCUGUCGGCGGAGCGCUAAGUGGAGCCGGUCAAAAUCUGCUGCUUACUCCGGCAAGUCUGCAGCUGGCCCAGCUUCAGGCUCAGCUCACGCUGCACCGCCUCAAACUCGCCCAGAGCAGCAACACUGCUGCUGCUGCCACAGUCCUCAAUCAAGUCCUCUCCAGUGUGGCCAUGUCCCAACCACUGUUUAACCAACUUAGGGGCUCCGGCAUGCCCCAGGCCCCGGGAACAGGUUUUCCUUCCGCACCCAUAUCCUUUCCCCCUCCUGGCACCCCAAUAGGCACCCUGGUAGGGGGUGCCUUUACCCAGAACCAUGCUGGGAUCCGAAUGAAUCACUAUGGAGCAGGUGGAAACAUGAGCCAGAAUGCCAACCCACAUGGGGAAAGUGGGAACAAGGCCAACAAAUUUCAGGCAGGGUUUCUAGGAGGAACCACAGGAGGGGCCACUAAAUCAGGUGAAGGAGGACAGUGUGGAGGCACUGGCGGUCCCAAAACCAACAGCCAAAAUAACUACCACAGAGACUUCUACUCUUCCGAGAGUCAAAUCCAGGACCCCGGACAUACAGAACAAUGGACAAACCCGACCGGAUUUCCUGUCUCAGGUAAACUGGAUUUGGGAACGAGCAUCGGGGGCAGUCCAUGGGCACCACCCACGCACGGAUUUAUCGGCCCGCGAGCUGAACUGUACAAUCCAGAGGAGCCGACCGGCGACCCCAAAUUCAGCUCAGCAGGAGGCCUCAGUUUUAGCACUGCUGGCAGUCAGCAGGGGUUUGUGGGAUACCCACAACAACAGAAGUGUGAGGAGGGGAUAGGCAUGACACUACAAGCGCACCAGCUUAACGACUAUCAUGGCGUCACACCGUCGCACCUACCCCAUCAGUGCACCAUUUGUGAAAAGAAGGUUUACAACUUGAAGGAUUGGGACCAGCACGUGAAGGGCAAGCUGCAUAUACAGAAUCGCUCGCUGUACACAGACGGCCAUGCGCUUGGAGCCCUGCACUUUCCCGUCGCCUCAGAAGGAUGCCGCGGCUCAGCGUUGAAUAACAACCCCGUGGCAUACUCGUCCGCUGCUGGCCAAGAUGUUUCAACCGGAGGCUCCUCUUUUUUACAAGCUGCACCUAUGAAGUCAUUUCCUCUCUCGGGGGCGGGAUUUACCUCACACCAACCGGGGACAAAGUUUGUGCCGCGGAAGCCGGGUCCCGGGCGCGUCGUCCACAUCUGUAACCUCCCUGAGGGCAGCUGCACCGAGAACGAUGUUAUUAACCUUGGCUUGCCCUUCGGCAAAGUCACCAACUACAUCCUCAUGCGCUCCACACACCAGGCUUUCCUGGAGAUGGCGUACGUGGAGGCGGCCCAGGCCAUGGUGCAGUACUACCAGCUCCAUCCGGCCACCAUCAACGACCAGAAGCUCCUCAUCCGCAUGUCCAAGAGAUACAAGGAGCUGCAGCUCAAGAAACCUGGUAAAGAUGUGGAGUCCAUCAUCCAGGACAUCAACUCUCAGCGGGGGAGAGAGGAGCUGCACGACAUGGACCGAUAUCCACCAGAGCGGGCACGUUCGCGCAGCCCCAUCACUCGCUCCCUGACUCCGCCCUCACACAGCCCCAGCUUCACCUCCUGCAGCUCCACCCAUAGCCCCCAGGCGGUGCCCUGGAUGAACGGCAUCGGGCCACGGCGAGGGUCGUGGGACUGGACACAGCGCGAGAGGGACGAAUGGCGGAACGGCGAGGAUGACAGGCCCAACGAGCGCAGGAAGACCUACCUCAAACCGGCAGACGAGCGCAGCAGGGACCGCUAUUUCUCCUCCCACCAUCCCGCCGACGAUUUCUACAAGAAGGAAAAGCUGCCACGCGCGUCACAGCACCAGAGACACGAGCUGAAGUUCAAGAGACGAGACGGAGGUGGGGAUCAUCACAGGAGCAGGCAUUCUGAAUCCGAGCUACCGGAGGACGGACGAGGCAGGAGGACGAGCAGGAGGCACGAGAGGGAGGACAAAGAGGCAAACAAUCAUAAAGAGUCUACAGAGCACAGAGCCAAAGAGAGAUUGUCACCUUCACACAGCAGCAAACCGACAGAGCCGAGUGAGGGCGAGCGCGACAGAGAGAGUGAGGUGGAGGAGUGUGGAAGUGGUGAGGACACGGAGGGCGAGUGCUGGUACCCCAACAGCAUGGAGGAGCUGGUGACAGUUGACGAGGUGGGAGAAGAAGAUGACUCCAUCGUGGAGCCCGAUCUCCCCGAGCUGCAGGAGGAGGAACAUGAGGAGCAGGUGGAGGAACAUCAUGAGGAGCGUGUGGAGGAACAUCAUGAGGAGCGUGUGGAGGAAGAGGAACCCACGGCAGCAAAGGUGGAGAAAAGGGAGCCGGAGUCAGCUUCGACGCCGGACGCUUCGGCGGAAGAAAGGUCUAAUCAACCGGAGUGCCCCGAAGCUCCGCCCUCUCACGUCUGCCUCUUCCCCACGCAAGAGUUUAAAAGCGCGCUGGAGGAAGCGGCAGAGACGUGCGUACCUAUGACACACGUGACGGACACUGCCGAGGCUCACACCGCCACAACACUCGUCACGCUUGAGAGCACGUGUGAGACGGAAAAGGUCACAGACACACACACGGAGAGGACGAGUGAGGCUGAGAAGAAAGAGAUUCAGCAUGUGGAGGAGAACCAGAAAAGAGACACGGUUCAGCAGAGCUCACAGCCGGCGAGUUCGCCCCAGAGGAUUGGAAUCAAAGCUCCGUCGCCGUCACGAGAGCAGGAAAAGAUCGUCAGCGAACACAGCAUCCCGCUAGGUGUGGAGUUCAUCGUCCCCAGCACAGGCUUCUACUGCAAACUCUGCAGCCUUUUCUACACCAGCGAGGACAUGGCCAAGACCACACACUGCCGGAGCACCGUCCACUACCGCAAUCUCCAGAAGUACCUGUCUCAGCUGGCCGAGGAAAGUCUCCUGCACUUCCGCCCCGAUGCAGAGUGAUAAGGAAACAGGCAGCAGUGUGAGCACCGCUCACUCACUCAGAGACGAGGAGGAGGAGGAGGAGGAGGAGGACUGAACCGGGCCAGAACCAGAGAGAAAGAGAAAGGAUGUGUGUAGGAGAGAAAUGACGCUGCAGCAAGAUGUUCUGCACAUUUAAAGCAAUCUCAAGAAAAUGAUCAUGAUUCUGUAAACCUCUGAAGAAGAUCGACGAGGUCACGUGAUUAAGACGAGGUCACGUGGAGACGUUUAUCACAUUUAAGGCAAAAACAUCAGGGGACGAUCGUGUUCCGUUAACCGCUGAAGAAGCGCCACAAGAUGGCGUCGUCAUGACGCUGCCGUGGAGCGACGUUCCACAAACAUCGGAAUCUGAUACAAUUUGAUUAAACCGCCGGGGAAGAGCGUCGAGGUGAUGUGAUUAAGGUGAUGUCACAGUGAUGUCCAGCACAGUUAAAGCAAAGAUCCGAAUCUGAUAGGAUGCGAUUAAACCACCGAGGAAGAGCGACGAGGCGACGGCGUUAAUCCGCGGAGUCACAAUGAGACAUCCGACACUUUUAAACCAGACCGAAGAAGAGCGAGAAGAUGACGAUGUUCAGACACCGACUUCCAGAAGCACAUGUUCCACAUAAACCUGUUUCACUACAUCACAUUUUUCACAUCUUCUCUUCAACUUUUUACCUUUUUCUUUUUGUAAACUUUUGUUUUUAAUUAAAGAGUCAUUUCUGAAUUCAUAUGAAACAGUUGGAUGGAAAGAGCGCAGAAAACGAGUGAAGCGCUGCUGGAUGUGUGACCUUCAAUGUGUAAAUUGUUAGCAAUCCACUCAUUGUGCCUUGAAAGAAGCGGUCAGUUCACUGGUGUGUGUGUGUGCGUGUGUGUGUGCGUGUGUGUGCGCCUGUGUGUGUGUGUGUGUGUGUGCGUGUGUGUGUGUGUGCGUGUGUGUGCGCCUGUGUGUGUGUGUGUGUGUGCGCCUUUGCACGGUACGUUAGUGAGAUGGAGCGAUUUGUGCCAAGAGGAAACAUUUUGGGAGAAAUAUCGGCCGCACACAACACUGUCAGAAUGUAGAGUAAUGAGGAAUACAUGGAGCGCAUGUGCCUGAGGGCUGCUUAGCAUGAUGUCAUUUCCCUUUUUUAAGGUGACGAAGAAAGUGUUAUUAUUUUUGGAUGCACUGGAUGUCCAGGAAGGAGACGCCGGAGACUGCUGUUAUGAAUUGGGACUCUGCACCCUCGUCCUCAGGUCAAUGACUCAUUGGUGUUUAUAAUGCAAAAGAGUUUAUUUAUUAUUUGAUUGUAUUUAUGUGACACCAGGACUCAAGCCUUUAUUUUAUUUCUUUGUCUGUCUGCGCUGUCUAUAACGCUUUUUAAACUGUAGUGCUACUCAAACCGGACCAUGUGUGUUGUUUCUCCAGGCUGGACGAAGCCAUGUACAGAAUAAAACCUGUGUGUGUGUGUGUGUGUGUGUUAGCAGUUUGCAGUAAAAAAAAGGGGGGGGGGCUUUUUUCUUCCACAUGUUUUGUACAAAAUUGUUAUCGCUGUCCCGCUUUUGAGACUCAAGAUUUUAUUUUUGGGGGGAAUGUUACAUAAAUGUUCUUCA